Theobroma umbraticum is the source of this 3247-nucleotide messenger RNA. RefSeq names its product Phosphatidylinositol-4-phosphate 5-kinase family protein (gene PIP5K6). Gene Ontology annotation, molecular function: ATP binding; 1-phosphatidylinositol-4-phosphate 5-kinase activity. The record is from RefSeq and is a predicted model, not a curated record. Gene Ontology annotation, cellular component: plasma membrane. Gene Ontology annotation, biological process: phosphatidylinositol phosphate biosynthetic process. NCBI's taxonomy places the organism in Eukaryota, Viridiplantae, Streptophyta, Magnoliopsida, Malvales, Malvaceae.
GGCAAUCACAUCAUCAUCACCACCACCACCCUUUCUAGUCUCCCUCCAACUGUUUGGUCUGCUAGUUAUUUUAGGAGCCAAAUCCGGGGAUCAAAAGGAAAAUUGUUCUUUGUUCAAUCCCAACCAAACCAACCAAAAACAAAGAAAAGAAAAAAAAAACCCAGAACUCCUUAUACCAAUCUUCAUCCUUUUUGGCUUUCUUCACGAAUCCAACAGCUCCCAUUUCUUUGUAAAUUUUGUUUUUUGCAAUAUCUGAGAAAAUACCCAUUUCUUUAAACAAGCUUAGAAGCUCUAAAAGUUCAGAACUUUCACAAGAAAAGGAAAAAAAAAGGAUUGGAUUUUGUUUAUUUUGAUGAUUCCAUUUCCCUCCAUUUUUUCUCUGUCAAGGGUCAGUUUCAGAGAUGCUUUUGUUUUUGUUGGUCUUCCUGAAAACCCCACAUUGAUGCAAGAGAAGAGACAAAGAGGGAUGGAUAGAGACAUUUUUUGAUCUUUGGGUUAUUAUUUGGUUAAAGAAAGGAAAGGAAAGGAAAAGGAAUGCAGAGUUUGAACAAAGAUACAGUUUUUAUUUGUUUAGUAUACAUAGAAUGAGCAAAAAGCUUGGCUUUAGAAAGGCCCUGGAAACAAAAGUAAAGAAAUCACAAGCAGCGGCAAAGAAGAAAGCAAUCAGCAUAUUUACAGCAAUGUCUGUAGCUCACGUUGAUGAUGAAGAACCUGGCCCUGGUGAAGUUCGCCAUGUUGAAAAAGUCCUUUCAACAGGGGACUUUUAUACAGGCCAAUGGUGUGAUAGUUUGCCUCACGGCAAUGGAAAGUUUUUAUGGACUGAUGGUUGUAUGUAUGUUGGCGAGUGGCUUAAAGGAAAGACAAUGGGGAAAGGCAGGUUUAGUUGGCCCUCAGGUGCUACCUAUGAGGGUGAAUUCAAGAGUGGUUUUAUGGAUGGUAAAGGGACUUACACAGGUUCUUCAGGAGAUACUUAUAAAGGUUCUUGGGUUAUGAACUUUAAACAUGGGCAAGGGACUCAAAGCUAUGCCAAUGGGGAUUACUAUGAAGGCGAAUGGCGCCGCGGAUUCCAGGACGGACAUGGGAGGUACCAAUGGAAGAAUGGGAAUCAUUAUAUUGGUCAAUGGAGGAAUGGGAUGAUGAAUGGCAAUGGAACAAUGAUUUGGAGUAACGGGAAUAGGUAUGAUGGUUUCUGGGAGGAUGGUUUCCCUAAAGGGAAUGGGAAUUUUAGAUGGGCAGAUGGGAGUUUUUAUGUCGGUGUUUGGAGUAAGGAUGAUAAGGAACAGAGUGGAACUUAUUAUCCUUCUGGUUCUCAAAGUGGGAAUCUAGAUUGGGAUCCUCAACAGUUGUUUUUGGAGGAUUUGAAAGAUUGCAUGAUAUGUCCUGGUGAGAAGGUGUCAAUAUUUCCGUCACAAAAGAUGCCACAUUGGCCUGGAAUGGGCAAAGGGAAUGGGGGGAGGCCUAGGAGAUCAUCAGAUGCGAGGUUAAGUAAUUAUAGUUGGAGUUCAGAUGCAAAUGAUGUUUCUACUGCUAGUGACGGGGAUUUGAGGGAUGGGAAUGAAGGAGUUGGGAAUCUUCAUGAUGAAGAUUCUGAUACAAGAGGGAGUUUGCCACAGUUCAAGAUGCCAAUGAAGAAGCAGGGGCAGACGAUAUCGAAAGGGCACAAGAAUUAUGAGCUCAUGCUUAAUUUGCAACUGGGUAUCAGACACUCUGUUGGAAGGCCUGGUCCGGCUAUAACCCUGGAUCUGAAGCCUUCAGCUUUUGAUCCUAAGGAAAAAGUAUGGACCAAAUUUCCUCCUGAAGGAUCCAAGCACACUCCACCUCAUCAGUCUUGUGACUUCAAGUGGAAGGAUUACUGUCCGGUUGUGUUUAGGACCCUUAGGAAAUUGUUCAAUGUGGAUGCAGCUGAUUACAUGAUUUCAAUAUGCGGGAAUGAUGCCCUUCGGGAACUAUCAUCCCCUGGAAAAAGUGGAAGUUUUUUUUACUUGACCAAUGAUGACAGAUACAUGAUAAAGACAAUGAAGAAGGCAGAAGUAAAAGUCCUCAUAAGGAUGCUUCCAGCCUACUAUAAUCAUGUUCGGUCCUUUGAAAACACUCUAGUCACCAAAUUUUAUGGUCUUCAUUGUGUAAAAUUAACUGGGGCAGCGCAGAAAAAGGUGCGAUUUGUUAUAAUGGGGAAUCUGUUCUGUACUGACUAUAGCAUUCAUAGGCGCUUUGACUUGAAAGGUUCUUCCCAUGGCCGCACAACUGCUAAACCUGAAUCAGAAAUUGAUUCGACAACUACCCUCAAAGACCUUGAUCUCAAUUAUAUAUUUCGAUUGCAGAAACUGUGGUACCAGGAGUUUUGCAGGCAAGUGGACAGAGAUUGUGACUUUCUUGAACAGGAAAGAAUUAUGGACUACAGUCUGCUGAUUGGUUUUCACUUUCGAGAAGUUUCCACACCUUGUACUUCUGGAGUUUGCACACCUACUGGAAAUGGAGAUUGUGAAAAGGCUGACAAGGAUAAGCUUCUUUUCAGCCCCUCUCGGUUGUCUUCCAUUGAAUUAGGUAUAAGCAUGCCCGCUCGGGCUGAAAAGACAGUGAGAAGAAGUGAUUGUGAAGCUCAGCUGGUUGGAGAACCCACCGGGGUAAUAUAUGAUGUCAUCCUCUUCUUUGGUAUAAUAGACAUUCUACAGGACUAUGAUAUUAGCAAGAAGCUUGAGCAUGCUUAUAAAUCAAUGCAGUAUGAUCCAACUUCAAUUUCUGCUGUUGAUCCAAAACAAUAUUCAAAACGCUUUCGGGAUUUUAUUUUCAGAAUUUUUGUAGAGGACACUUGAAAGUUAUACUUUGAUCAGAUCUUCAACUUGGAACCAGUGUACGGUCAUGUACAUUCGAUCAUUUUUUGGAGAUGUGAGUGCUUAAAAGCAAAAAGGUUAACAUUUUGGUUAUUGACAUGGCCAUGGAGGAUGAUCUAUGGCAGCACCGGACACGCCUUUGUAAUCUAGGAUUAGUUUCUCACCAGCUCUUCAUCUCUCACUUUACAGUUGCAGAUAUAUGAUAUGUUAUAGUCAAUGGUGUAGGUUAACAUUGUAAUCAGAGUUACUAAAACUUCCUUCAAAUGUAAAUGAAUUGACCGGAUGGUGAAACCUGCAUUGAAAUUGAUUCUUUUGUACCUAGAAUUUUUUCCCCAGAAGGUUAGGACUCUCCGGGGUUCAGCUUGAAAUAAUGUACAGAAAGGGAUUGGAAUGAAACUAACUCUUAGUUGUUUAUA